Molecule: messenger RNA, 1044 nt
Organism: Trichomonas vaginalis G3
Lineage: Eukaryota; Parabasalia; Trichomonadida; Trichomonadidae
Product: ubiquitin-protein transferase protein
Exons: 1
Coding region: 1-1044 (347 amino acids)
Molecular function (GO): protein binding
Source: RefSeq, a predicted model, not a curated record
AUGGAAAUUGUAUACGUUAAAAAAUUUAUAAUAAUGAAAUCAUCGCGGCGAGCUAAGGUUUUUACUAAACCUACGGUUCGUCCGAUGUUUAAUAAUUAUAAUUUUGUAUCUGUAAAUUCAUCUAAGCCAAUUAAGAAAUCAAAACCUCAAGCUCAAUCUAGAAAUCCAAAUAUUAACUUUGAAAUGAAAGUGAAACCUCCUAGUGAAAAUCCACCUGUCAGUGCUCGCAGAAAAAGGGAUAAUCCAUAUCUUUUAACACCAAAAGAUCAGCCAAAAUACAUCGAUCAUUUGUCAACAUUAAAAAGGAAAGCAGAAACAGGAAAUUAUUUAAACGAUAUUUGUCCUAUUUGUAAAUCAAAACUUGGUAGUGAUAAUCUUGUGAUCCUAUCAUGCGGACAUUUUGUACAUCAUUCAUGUCUUUCUUGUUUUUGCAGGCUAACAAAAGAAAAGAUACCAAAAUGUCCAGUAUGUCAUGCUGUAUACAAAGUAAUUGAUCUGCAUAUUAAUGAAAAAUUACUUCAAAGUUCAGCAAUCAAGAUACAAAAAGUAAUUAGAAGAUAUUUAAUCAGAAAAAGGAUUCCAGAAUUCGCUCCAACUGGUUCUAUUAUGAUGAAGAAGUGGGUGGUUCGUCAGGCAGAAAGAGCAAGUAGUAGAUUAACAAGUGCAAUGGAACAUCAGAAUGAUUGUGUUGAUGCAAUCAUAAAUUCCAUUGAUCAUGAACUCGAAUGGGCUAGAAGCAUUAUGAAGUCUGUUGAAAUGCGGGCAAGAGAUAUAAAUUGGAAAGAAGUCAGAGAUAAAAUUAUUGAAAGAAAUUCAUUUACAUGUACGAUUUGUCUUAGAGAAAUAGACGAAGAUGAAUGCGAGAUUACAUCUUGUGGACAUUGCUUCCAUGAAUCUUGCUUAAAUUCAUGGAUGGAUUAUUGUUCACAUCAAAAUAUACAGGCAAAUUGUCCUGAAUGUCGUGAGUUCUUCCAGCAUAGGAAGCUUAAAGAAUAUAGAAGACCAAUGCAAUUCUCAAAUGCUAUUGAUGAUUUAUUGUUUUAA